Molecule: messenger RNA, 1235 nt
Organism: Alosa alosa (allis shad)
Lineage: Eukaryota; Metazoa; Chordata; Actinopteri; Clupeiformes; Clupeidae
Source: RefSeq, a predicted model, not a curated record
GUUCAAUCGUAAGAGGAGGAGGGAUGAGAGAGGCCUAUUUAGUUCUACUAUUCCAACAGACACCUCCAUCUCAGAAGAACAGCUGCCAAGUGCUACUGAAGAAGAGGAUGUGGUCCCCAUUGCUGAGUACAAUGCGCUGCGUGUGAGCCAUGACCGGCUACAGGAGGAAUGUGCCAGUCUCCAUCGGGAUGUUAUAAGACUGACAGCUGAAAACGAGAGGCUCAAAGAAGAUCUCAAAGUCUCACGGUUUUGCUAUAGCACUAUCAAAAGUGACAUUGCUCAGUUUAUAUAUGGUCUUCAGACCAUAGUCUUUGAUUGGCUCAUACAAAAGUUAUCUGGCACUGUUGAUGUGGUUUGUAACAAAAUUAGUUUCCAAGAUCAUUUAUUGGUAGUACUUAUGAAAUUAAAAAUUGGCUUUAGCAAUAAAUACCUGGCUUAUAAAUUCAAUGUCUCUAACAGCACUAUAUCCAAAAUCUGUCGCACGUGGAUACCAACCAUGGCAAUUGUACUGAAACCCCUCAUAAAAUGGCCAAGUAAGGGAGCGGUACUCAAGAGUCUACCAAAAUCGUUCAAAAAUUGCAUUAUUGAUUGCACUGAAAUUUUCAUUGACAGACCUACAAAUUUAACAGCAAGGGCACAAACAUGGUCAAAUUAUAAACAUACAACAACACUAUAAAAUAUCUAAUUGGAAUUUCUCCUGCUGGGGCAAUAACUUUUAUUUCUGGGGGUUGGGGUGGUCGGGUCUCUGACAAACAUAUAACCAAGGAGUCUGGCUUUUUGAGUACGAUGACAUUCUGGCUGACAGGGGAUUCUUAAUCAGAGAUGAUUUGGCAGCAUUAGGCGUAACAUUGCGAAUACCCUCUUUCACAAAAGGUAAAAAACAACUUGGAGCCCAUGAAGUAGAUAGGUCCAGACAACUUUCACGGGUACGUAUACAUGUGGAGCGUGUGAGUGGCCAUUGGAAAACAUUUAAAAUAUUGCAGACUGUCAUUCCCGUGUCACAGGUAGACAUGCUAGAUGACAUUGGUGUAGUUUGUGCUGCCCUUACAAACCUCUGCAACAGUGUUGUGCAGUAAAAACAUGAUUAAGGCUAUGGUUUAUGAUUGGUUAUGGUUAAUUUUAUUCAUAUACAUGAUUAAGGCUAUGGUUUAUGAUUGGUUAUGGUUCAUUUGAUUCAUAUACUAAUACAAUUGUAAAUUAACAAUUUAUAAACAAUAAAUUUCAAUUGCACAGUA